This is a messenger RNA of Microdochium trichocladiopsis, 1189 nucleotides long. RefSeq names its product tyrosine phosphatase-like protein. The transcript is spliced from 3 exons. Gene Ontology annotation, biological process: sphingolipid biosynthetic process; fatty acid elongation; very long-chain fatty acid biosynthetic process. Gene Ontology annotation, cellular component: endoplasmic reticulum membrane. The record is from RefSeq and is a predicted model, not a curated record. Bases 269 to 1048 code for a protein of 259 amino acids. Gene Ontology annotation, molecular function: 3-hydroxyacyl-CoA dehydratase activity. Lineage: Eukaryota; Fungi; Ascomycota; Sordariomycetes; Xylariales; Microdochiaceae.
CGGACUUUUACUCGGACUGCUGUUCUCAUGGAAUGCGAUGCACAGUCCAGCGUAUUACGCUUGACAAUUCUCAUCCCAUUUCCAGGGCGAAUUCACAAUCCAGCGGAAAGACCUUGCAUCCGAACCUUGUUCCCCCGGGAGUACCUGCGCACACUCACUCUGCUCUCUCCUGUCAGCACCACCACUGCCUGGAACCUUUUCGUCAUACACGCCGCUCAUCAACUCUUUUCUUCUACUGUCCAGCGCAGUGGCAGGGAAACAACAAACAAUGGCGGCCCGGGCGAAGCAGCAGCAGCCGGUGCCCAAGCCCGAUGCCGCGGUCGCAGCCAAACAGCCAGCAGCACCAGCACCAGCAGCGUCAGCGGCAGACUCGUACCUGAUCCUGUACAACUCGCUCUCGCUGCUGCUGUGGGCGUACAUCCUCUACACCACGUCCCAGCUGCUGCUGGUCGAGCACUGGCCGGACCUCACCGCCGGCAACGCGGCGACAUGGGAGCUGCUGCACGGCUUCGCGCUGACGACCGAGUCCCUCGCGGCCCUCGAGGUCCUGCACGCGGCGCUCGGCCUCGUCCGCGCCAGCCCGCUCACCACGGCCCUGCAGGUCGCCGGGCGCAACACGGUGCUCUGGGCCGUCGCCAGGAACUACCCGGACGUCAUGGCGCGGGGCGUCGGCUGCGGCUACGCGGCCCUCCUCCUCGCGUGGAGCGCCGCAGAGGUCGUCCGCUACAGCUACUUUGUCGUCGCCCUGCUCGGCAAGGUCCAGGGUGGCGAGGCCGCAGGGCAUGCCGUGCCGCCGUGGUUGGUCUGGAUUAGAUACACAAUGUUCAUCCCGCUCUACCCGGCCGGCAUCCUCUCCGAGUGCUGGCUCAUCUACCACGUCAUCGCGCCCUCGAGGCACCGCCAGGCAUACUACCAGUACCUCCUCUGGUUCGGCCUGCUCAUCUACAUUCCCGCCUCGUACAUCCUCGGUACACAUAUGUUUGCCCAGCGUCGUAAGAUGCUCCGCGGCACGUCCAAGGCCAAGGCCACUACAGUCAAGCGCUCAUAAGGGGGGGAGGUCUCACUUGUUCUUUCCUCUUCUCUCUUCUCUCUUCUCUCCUCCUCUCUCUGCGCCGCCCAUUUCCAACCUCCCUAGCGCGGAGGUGGAAGCCCUGAGACCAUUUCCAGAAGAAGAAGAAGAAGAAGAAGA